CAAUGUCCGGUGCCGACUCCUGACUGAAGAGCAAAUCUCUAGGUUGGAAUUUGACAUUAUGCCGUUAUCUCUGCCAUCUCGUGCCUGCCUGUUGGAGUUGAGCACUGAAGUUGAGCACUGAUUCAUUGAUGGCUGAAGAAGAGGGGAACGAGAAGAACAGACUUUGGGUUCAAAAAAUGCCAGCCCCCAGCCGUUCGCAGGUGCGCGCCGCGUGCCCCAGGCACCCAGGACUCGACACCGACACCAUUGCGCUCCAAGAUGCUGCCAGAGCACGCCAACGGGCCGGGUGCGAACGGGCCGUUGAUCGUCAAGCUACAUGUCCAGGAAGCGCUCCAUUGUCCGAGGUUACCGCCUCGGUUCCGACUUUGACGACCGAACAACAGAAACCUCGCGCCAUCGCCCUCGGUCAGACCCUACAGGUGCGGGGAUACGGCUUGGCAACCGCUCCAUCGCCGGCCGCAAAAGCCACGUGGAGCUCAGCCUUGGUACAGUAGAGACCUCCGCUAUAUAUUCAUACCUAUUGCUAUAUAUAAAUACCUAGCAUAUGGCGUAGCGACAUGCGCGUGGCUCCCGGCAAGCGGCCGUGUGCUCCAAGUCCCCAAUUGGCACCGGAUGGCGGCCCGGUUCCAGGCACAUGGUCCCAGGCACAUAGCCCUGUCACGAGCACUAUAUACACACCAGUUGCGCCUAGGGCAGCUGGUGGCUGAAGCCACCAACAUUCUGCCCAUUCCCUGAGUGGCGGAACUUAAACAAACUGACGAUAUCCACUGAUGUGGUUCAUUUUCUUCCAUCGUCAACCUGAACCGUCACAUCACACAUCCUGCCGUUUCCUGCUAUUUCUAGCAUGGUCUCACAAGAAUCCAGUCACUCCCUACGAAUCACAAAUCACCAAAUGGUAGAAAUAAGGGCAGUACAAGGCAAUACCUCAAAGCCCGUCAUACCGUAGAACGGGAAAGGAAGAAAGAAAGAAAAACGCAAAGGGCAUGAUACUCAGAUGCGCCACCAUGGGCGGCCAGGUUACCAGCCGCGCUAGCUGCGGCUGACUAGUGGCGAUUGACAAGCUCGACAGUGCCUGUCGGCCGCCCCACGGGCAUGAGGAAGGUCAGAAGGGUCGUGCCCACAGCCAGUGCGGAGAAGUAGGAGGCGGAAAAUAGGAAGACGGACAAAAAAAAGUAAAGGCAAAACAAGUAAAGAAGGCUAAAAUGAAGGGGAAAUAUCUAAUGGCAGGGUGGUGGAUGGUGGUGGAUGGUGGUGGCCGAGCCUAUUGCCAGUCAUCAACGCGAUAGCUGUCACACAUCACACUUUACCGCGUCGUCCUCCGUUUGUUCCCAUACUGGCCAGUGUGCUGGCUUGUUCCUUUGUUCGAUGCCUUUUUUUUGUUGUACAACAAAACCCGGCUGCGAGCUAUUUCUAUAGUUUCCCCGAACUCUUUUGCCUUCUACAUCGCCACCUCUCAAAUGAUGCGCGUCCACG
Messenger RNA from Gaeumannomyces tritici R3-111a-1, 1473 nucleotides. RefSeq lists its product as hypothetical. The transcript has a single exon. NCBI's taxonomy places the organism in Eukaryota, Fungi, Ascomycota, Sordariomycetes, Magnaporthales, Magnaporthaceae. Bases 129 to 494 code for a protein of 121 amino acids. The record is from RefSeq and is a predicted model, not a curated record.